AUGGAAUUGCGUCCGCUUAAAAGACGACAGAAUGUAAAUACGGCUCAAAAACUGUUAGAACGCAUAUAUUCAGAUGUUCAGCCUAUCAUGAAACUGCACAACUUUCGAGUUGGCUCACUUCAAGAGUUUUAUCCAACAAACCCAAACCUACUUGGUCUGAAUGUCAAUCAUGGUCAAGUCAUUCGAAUCAGGCUUAGGCAUGCAUUUGACGACAAUCAAUUUCUCGAAUUUCAUGAUUUAAUCGGAACCAUGCUGCAUGAACUCGCACAUAAUGUUUAUGGUCCACACGAUGCAAAGUUUUACAAAUUUCUGGAUAGACUAUUUGACAAUUAUGAAAGAUCCCAAGAUGCUGGAUUUCGUUCAAAUGGUAACCGACUGGGCGGCCGUCACGUAACAGAAGAUCAAUUUAAAAAGGAAUCUAUUGCGGCUGCUGAGAAACGACGAAAGCUGAAUGAAAUUAUGAUUCCAGUUGGUGGUCGGAAGCUUGGCACUAGAUCCGAGCUGGACAAUAUCAUGACACCAGCACAGCUUGCUGCUAUGGCUGCCGAACGUCGCGCACAAGAUUCAAAAUGGUGUGGAAUUGGAUCUGAUGAAUGUGACCAUAGUCAAAAAGAUAUGGAGCAUGAUCAUUUUUGUCCAAUUGGUGACGCAGCUGACCCAAUUCUAACUCAAUUCAAAGAAAAUGAUCCACUUUUGGAGAUGUCUAAUAUUGCUGGAUCUAUGAAACGUUCAUCGCAAGCGUCUUUUUCUAGCAACACAUGUAUACCAGCUUGUCAAUCACAAUCACCACCUGCCUCAAUGUUGACAAGUGCGGAUAAUCAAGUUGUAAUAGCCUCUAGCUCUGUUCCAGCAUUCGCCAAUGAGUCAGUCAUGGCAAGUAGCUCGUCUUUAACUCGCGCACAAAGCAUUGAUCAAACAGAACAUCCAACCGUAUCGAAAAUUAAAACAGACUUGACUGCCGAGUCAUUAUCGAUGAACUCGUAUGAUGGAAGCUCAUAUUCCCAGCCAAUUAUCAUUGAAGAUAUUGUCGAAGCUUCUUGGCAGACAGAUGUAGUAGAUUCAUCAAAAACAUGGAUCUGUUUGACAUGUACACUCAUCAACAAAUCACCUGUAUUGCAAUGUGAAUGUUGUCUUGCAAUCCGAUCUAAAUAA
Batrachochytrium dendrobatidis JAM81 is the source of this 1152-nucleotide messenger RNA. RefSeq lists its product as uncharacterized. Gene Ontology annotation, biological process: DNA repair. The coding region runs from base 1 to 1152 and encodes 383 amino acids. The record is from RefSeq and is a predicted model, not a curated record. The transcript is spliced from 3 exons. NCBI's taxonomy places the organism in Eukaryota, Fungi, Chytridiomycota, Chytridiomycetes, Rhizophydiales. Gene Ontology annotation, molecular function: metallopeptidase activity. Gene Ontology annotation, cellular component: nucleus.